AUGGGGAUUGUGUUUACUCGAUUGUUCUCUUCGCUUUUUGGUAACAAAGAAGCUCGGAUCCUCGUUCUUGGUCUUGACAAUGCUGGAAAAACCACAAUUCUCGAUCAGCUUCAGAUGGGUGAAGUUGUCUUCAUAAUUCCAACAAUUGGGUUUAAUGUGGAAACAGUUCAAUAUAACAACAUAAAGUUUCAAGUUUGGGAUCUAGCAAUUGGGUUUAAUGUGGAAACAGUUCAAUAUAACAACAUAAAGUUUGAAGUUUGGGAUCUAGGCAUGGCUCCUUGCUCUAGUUAUUUUACUAGCAAGGUCAAAUAUGAUGAUACAUGUUGGAUUAAUCACCUACUUGGCUCUAGCAUUUGUUUGGCUCUAUUUCCCAGAAGAUUAACUCAUUAUGCACAAUAUACAUAUGGGUUUAUGCAAGAGAAUGUAAAUGGUGAAACUUAUUGA
Molecule: messenger RNA, 444 nt
Organism: Camellia sinensis
Lineage: Eukaryota; Viridiplantae; Streptophyta; Magnoliopsida; Ericales; Theaceae
Source: RefSeq, a predicted model, not a curated record